CGUAGAAUCUAGUCGAAAUCAGUGAGAAAUACAAUUAAAAUUUGGGACGGGAACACGAAACGCUUCAAAAUCGGUAUAGCUGCCGGUUUCAAACCAGCGCUGCCAACCGAGCCGCGCGAAACGUCAAGCAAUGACUGAACAGAAAUCGAGCUGUCAAACCGCUUCAUCAAAAACCAAUCACCCACGAACGAUUUCGUCCAAUUGUUGCGUGAAUUCCACGAAAUAUAAUUGAUUAGCAGUCGAAAAUCCUGUUGCUUUCGUCACUCAACGGGUUUAAACACUGAAUCACACGGUGCUGUGUAGUUGCGAGAGAAGUGUUGUUUGCAUACACCAUACAAAGGGCAUCCAAGCAGUAGCAGCAGCAGCAGCAGGAGCAACAGCAUCAUAAGCAAAUCACACACAAGGGCACAGUACUAGACCACAGUCGCAAACAUACGAGAUGGCUGGCGCUAUGCUGAUCGACCGUGCCCAAUCGCACUCACUGAACAGGCAGGACAUUACCAACUUUGCCCGCGAUCUCGAGGUGGACGAAAACGAUGAGGAACAGAUCCGACAGAAGGAACAGAAAAUUCUCGAACUGGGCGAAACGUACAAGAAGGAGGGCAAGGCCAAGGAGCUGGCCGACCUGAUCAAAGUGACCCGCCCGUUCCUGAGCUUCCUGAGCAAGGCAAAAGCGGCCAAGCUGGUGCGCUCGUUAGUGGACCUUUUUCUGGACCUGGAAGCCGAAACCGGCAUCGAGGUGCAGCUGUGCAAGGAGUGCAUCGAAUGGGCGAAGCAGGAAAAGCGCACCUUCCUCCGGCAGUCGCUGGAAGCGCGGCUUAUCGCGCUGUACUUCGACACGGGCAUGUACACGGAGGCGCUUAAUCUGGGCAGCCAGCUGCUAAAGGAACUGAAGAAGCUGGACGACAAAAAUCUGCUCGUCGAGGUGCAGCUGCUCGAGAGCAAAACGUACCACGCACUGAGCAAUUUACCGAAGGCCCGUGCUGCGCUCACGUCCGCGCGUACUACAGCGAACGCAAUCUACUGUGCACCGAAGGUUCAGGCAACGCUCGAUCUGCAGUCGGGCAUUCUGCAUGCGGCCGACGAGCGUGACUUCAAAACCGCCUUCUCGUACUUCUACGAAGCGUUCGAAGGGUUCGAUUCCGUGCAGAGCAGCAAGGCGCUGACCGCGCUAAAGUAUAUGCUGCUGUGCAAGAUUAUGCUCGGCCAGUCGGAUGAUGUGAAUCAAAUCGUCAGUGGCAAGCUGGCCAUUACGUACUCCGGACGCGAUAUCGACGCCAUGAAGGCGGUCGCGGAAGCAUCGCACAAACGCUCGCUGGCCGACUUUCAGGAUGCGCUGAAGAAGUACAAGAAGGAGCUGGAGGACGAUGUGAUUGUGAAGGCCCAUCUGGGCACGCUGUACGACACGAUGCUCGAGCAGAACCUGUGCCGCAUCAUCGAGCCGUACUCGCAGUGUGAGGUGAGCUUCAUCGCGGAACAGAUUGCCCUGCCCAUCGCACAGGUCGAGAAGAAGCUGUCACAGAUGAUACUGGACAAGAAGUUUAGCGGCAUCCUGGACCAGGGGAUUGGCGUGCUGAUCGUGUUCGAGGAAACGCCGGUCGACAAAACCUACGAGACUGCACUGGAAACGAUACAGCACAUGGGCAAGGUGGUCGACACGCUUUAUCAGAAAGCGAAGAAGCUGACGUAAAAAACAGCACGCGGUGGUGAUUGUGUCCCUCAUUGUUCUCCGGAAACGGUUUAGCGCAUAAUGCAAAUUAAUUAAUUUUGUCUACCAAUCUUAAAUCCUCUUUCCCACCACCACCCCAUACCCAACGUUUGUUUGGUUAUCGUUUUUUUUUCGAAACUCAGAGAAACAAAGCUGUCCCAUCCCCGGUUUUUGUGUAGAGAACGCCACGCCACCACGGCUAUCUAUUACAAAGCAUGUCCUUUCCGUUUUCACAAAGAAACAAAUCCGACUGACGACAAGAGUGCAUAGUUUUUAUCUCAAUUUUCCCACAUUAUUCCCCCGUACUCUGGCUGAGCAUGAAAAGUUAGUUGGCAGAAUGGUAACGCAUCCUCUUACAAUUAAAACUUCCGCUGUAGGGGGGAAAAAUUGUUUGUACAAGAAAAAAAUCAUUUGCACAGUAAACAAACUGAUUCACAAUUAAUACCAACACGCCUCGACAAGUGCUUUCGUUUCGUUUCCGUAAUCCGUUCUGUGAAGUGUGUUGGGGUGUUCAUAAAGCUGCUCAAAAGACUUACAAAAGCUCGACCCCACCCCCCUUGGUGCGUCGUGCAGAACAGCGGUUCGAGGAUGGUACGAAUAAAUUAUUUCUUUGAAAAUGUG
Molecule: messenger RNA, 2329 nt
Organism: Anopheles stephensi (Asian malaria mosquito)
Lineage: Eukaryota; Metazoa; Arthropoda; Insecta; Diptera; Culicidae
Gene: Rpn6
Product: 26S proteasome non-ATPase regulatory subunit 11
Exons: 4
Coding region: 440-1690 (416 amino acids)
Biological process (GO): ubiquitin-dependent protein catabolic process
Cellular component (GO): proteasome regulatory particle, lid subcomplex
Molecular function (GO): protein binding; structural molecule activity
Source: RefSeq, a predicted model, not a curated record